Messenger RNA from Zingiber officinale, 381 nucleotides. RefSeq names its product nuclear pore complex protein NUP107-like. The record is from RefSeq and is a predicted model, not a curated record. The annotation marks the transcript as partial. Lineage: Eukaryota; Viridiplantae; Streptophyta; Magnoliopsida; Zingiberales; Zingiberaceae. The transcript has 4 exons.
CUUCAUGAAGCUAAUGAUGGUGGACUUCUUGCCACUAUCAUGGUUGUUGGUUUCAAAGGUGAGCUUAACCGGUUUCAACCUGGAGUGAGAAUGGAGAUAUUUCGGCUUGAUGCUUGGUUUUUCAAGGAAGAUCUAUUGAUAAACCCUACUAAUUACAUAGUGAAAGGGCUUAAUCGUAGGUGUUUUUCUCUUGCUAAAACGGGCAAUUUAAAAGAUCAUCGUGAUGCACUUGUAGAAUUAGUUUCUUCUUCGGAAUAUGGAAUCCUUCAUUUGUUUAGUCAUCACCAGUUACAGGAAUUUUUAUUAAUUGAAAGGGAAUGCUCAUUACACACAAUGGAGUACGAAGAAGAGUUGUCUGUCAUUAAUUCUCAACAAGAAUGA